CUAGGCAAAAACACCACCGAAGUCUCAGCUUCUCCGAGGAAGGGGCGCACAGGCAUCUUCACCUUUGGGGCCAAACAGAAAUGGCGGCUUCUUGCGCCUCCACGCUCCCUUCACUCUCCUUCGUCUCCAACUCCUAUUGCAAUUCACCUCGGCGGUUCAGGCGCUCUGCAGUGGUGGCCAUGGCCAGCGUGGGGCAGAAGGUGUACGCGCCCGGCGUGGCGGUGUCGGAGGGCAAUGGCGGGCUCCAGAAAAUCGAUCUCAAAUCCCCGCACGGAAGCGAGACUGAGAUCUAUCUGUUCGGAGCAUGCGUUACUUCUUUCAAAGUCCCUAAUGGCAAGGACCUGCUGUUUGUUCGACCAGAUGCAGUGUUCAAUGGGCAGAAACCCAUCAGUGGAGGAAUUCCACAUUGUUUCCCCCAGUUUGGCCCAGGUCCCAUGCAGCAGCAUGGGUUUGCACGGAAUGUGAAUUGGUCUAUCACAGAUUCAGAAGUCACCGAAGGAGAUCCAGCUGUAACUUUGGAACUGAAAGAUGACUCUUAUAGCCGUUCUAUGUGGGAUUUUAGCUUCCAAGCAUUAUAUAAGGUUUCCCUGCACUCUACAAGCUUGUCAACAACUCUAAAAAUAACAAAUACGGAUGACAAGCCUUUCUCAUUCAACUCAGCACUCCACACUUAUUUCCGUGCUUCCAUAACUGGCGUUUCUGUGAAAGGUCUGAAAGGUUGCAAGACUCUCAAUAAGGAUCCUGACCCGAAAAAUCCUUUGGAGGGCAAAGAAGAGAGGGAAGAGGUGACCUUUCCAGGAUUCGUUGACUGCAUCUACCUUGGUGCACCAAGUGAGCUCAUCCUGGACAAUGGAUUGGGUGACAAAAUUGCCAUCUCAAAUUCAAAUUGGUCAGAUGCAGUGUUGUGGAAUCCUCACUUGCAGAUGGAGGCCUGCUACAAAGAUUUUGUCUGUGUGGAAAACGCAAAGAUUGAAACAGUACAACUGGAGCCGAAACAAUCCUGGGUGGCAGAGCAGAAACUUGAACUACUCUGAAGAUAAUAUCUUGCUGCAACUGCAUCAAGCAGUAUGAGAUGCAAAUGGCAUUCCCCCAAUGAAAUUCUUCAUGCAUAUGUCAUCACAAUAGCUAUACAUCUGAUGUUUUCUGUUAAAAGAAUAAAUGAUGCAAAUCAUGAUGUUUUCUGGCAGUAUGAUGAUUACUGCGUUGCAAAUGCACAAUUCGAACUACACGGGCUCCGUUGAAAUGGAAGGGAGUGCCCAUUUUGAUCUUUGACACGCCUUCUGCCACUGAAA
This is a messenger RNA of Setaria italica (foxtail millet), 1292 nucleotides long. RefSeq names its product putative glucose-6-phosphate 1-epimerase. Gene Ontology annotation, biological process: carbohydrate metabolic process. The record is from RefSeq and is a predicted model, not a curated record. Gene Ontology annotation, molecular function: isomerase activity; carbohydrate binding. Bases 81 to 1034 code for a protein of 317 amino acids. The transcript is spliced from 10 exons. Lineage: Eukaryota; Viridiplantae; Streptophyta; Magnoliopsida; Poales; Poaceae.